AUGGCUAUGAAACUUAUGUUCCUCUCCCUUCCCCUGUCUGUCUUUGCAGGGGUGGUUGCGACCAUUAUGGAUGAGUUGGCCGAAAUGAGGAUGUCGGAUUUGCCCAAUAACAUGCCGCGCAUGUUUGAAAGUGAAAGAUAUGGCAGAUGGAGUAUCCAAAAGGAGGUCCCUAUGGACGGCAAGUGCCAGAUGCUUAAACCCACGGAUGCUCUAAAUAGUGAUUCAAACUGCCAGGAUAUGAUGGUGAUUUUCGAUCGCUCGCACUACCGAAUGUUUGACCGUCCCCAUGAGGAAAGUACAAUGACCUCCUACAUCGGCGGAAUGGUCGAGAGUGUGAAGUGCGAGAUGGUCGACGCCUCGACCGAAGUUUCGAAUAGCAACGGACACGCCUCCAGCAUGCACAUGUCCCAAUGUGUCGGCGAUAAGUGCAACUCCAACCAUGAAUGCCACUUCAACGUCGGAGGUCAUCUCUUCUGCUCUGAGAAAAUGGGUAUGACCUGUCAGAAAGCCCGCUUCACAGACAUUGGCAAGAAGUGCACUGAAGACCAUGAAUGCCGCGAGGGAUACUGCUCUGAAAUAGAUGGUGAUAUGAAGUGUAUGCCGAAGCGGGUACUCAAUGCUUUAUGUUCCUCUUCUGCGGAGUGUAUGGCAGGCACGAUGUGCUGUGAGAUAUCUGGAGAGGCACGAUGCAGUCGGGACAUCUGUUCUGGUCAAGGUAACCAGGAUGUCAAUAUAUGCUUCAACAUUGGAAGGGAUUGUACCGCGCAAGACAUGUGUUGCAGUGCAAACUGUAUGUUCGAUCCGAUGCUCAUGAUUGGACAAUGCAUGUAA
Molecule: messenger RNA, 831 nt
Organism: Penicillium odoratum
Lineage: Eukaryota; Fungi; Ascomycota; Eurotiomycetes; Eurotiales; Aspergillaceae
Exons: 2
Coding region: 1-831 (276 amino acids)
Source: RefSeq, a predicted model, not a curated record